Messenger RNA from Rasamsonia emersonii CBS 393.64, 789 nucleotides. RefSeq names its product Translation initiation factor 4E, mRNA-cap binding subunit. Gene Ontology annotation, cellular component: eukaryotic translation initiation factor 4F complex; cytoplasm. Lineage: Eukaryota; Fungi; Ascomycota; Eurotiomycetes; Eurotiales; Trichocomaceae. The transcript has 3 exons. Bases 1 to 789 code for a protein of 262 amino acids. Gene Ontology annotation, biological process: translational initiation. Gene Ontology annotation, molecular function: translation initiation factor activity; RNA 7-methylguanosine cap binding. The record is from RefSeq and is a predicted model, not a curated record.
AUGGCUGAGGCCACGGAGAACGGCCACCCGCCCGUUCAGGACGAAAACACCGCACCUGAGACCACGCAGGAGCAGCAGCAGCAGCAGCAGCAGCAGCAGCAGCAGCAGAACGAAGAGAAUGAGGAGAAGAAGGACACAAAUGGAGAGAUGAUCACUGUCUUUCACGACCCAGAACACUUCAACGUCAAGCAUCCUUUGAUGCAUGAGUGGACACUGUGGUUUACCAAGCCCCCCAGUGGCAAGGGUGACAACUGGAAUGAUCUGCUGAAGGAAGUCGUCACAUUCGGUUCGGUGGAGGAGUUCUGGGGCAUCUACAACAACAUCACACCAACCUCUGAGCUUGGACUGAAAGCCGACUACCACCUCUUUAAGAAGGGCGUACGACCAGAGUGGGAGGACCAGCAAAACAAACACGGUGGCAAAUGGUCUUACUCGUUCAAGGACAAGAAGUCGGUGCCGAUCGAUGAUCUUUGGUUGCACGCUCAGCUGGCUGCCAUUGGCGAGACUCUUGAGAACGAUGACGACAAUGAAGUCAUGGGUGUCGUGGUCAACGUUCGCAAGGGCUUCUACCGUAUCGGUUUGUGGACCCGGACUGUGGGCAAGAGCAUCCCCGGUGACAAGUUCAAUGAGGGCCGCUCGGCCGCGAAGGGCAAGGAAGUUUUGGAGAACAUUGGACGGAGAUUCAAGGAAGUUCUGCGGCUGAAAGAUACGGAUGUUGUUGAGUUCUCUGGCCACACCGACAGCGCGCACAGUGGCAGUACGAGGGCAAAGGCCAAAUACACUGUCUAA